AAAAAAUACAGUUUAUCAAGAUCUACACUUUAAAACAAAUACGGAUAAAAUCGCACAAUAAAUAAAGAUUUUACAGUCGCAAACAAAUGGGUCACACUGUAUAUAGGCUUGGUGGAAUUCAUUUUGGACACCCUUUUCUUCUUCUUCUUCUUGAAACUGACAAUCUUUCUAACCUACAAGUUUGCUUUGUUUAAAUUUCAUUUGUUUUCUAUAAAAAUGUAUUCUCAGUCCAUAAACCAAAAGAGUGAAUUAUACCCUGCAAAUCAAACGCAAAUAAACAACGCUUAUCCACAAGAUAACGUGUAUGAUAUUUACUCAUCGACUUCAGCACAAGUUUACAAUACACAUCCACCAGCAUAUUCCGCGGCUUAUAAUGGAACGAACUGGGAUUCAAGAAUAAUGUUUGAUGCAGACAAAUCAUUAAAAAUUCCUGAUAAAAUCGAUAUGAUUGAAAUAACUAGUAAGGAUUUGAGCCCAGUGAGCUAUUGCAGUGACUUGAUUCAAGAUGUUUACAAGUAUAAUAAUGUUUAUAAUAAGUGUGAUAAUCAGUGGUACUACCCAUAUAAUCAAUAUCCAUCAUGUGCACAAGUAAGUAAAAGCAAUACCAAUAUGCAAAACAUGAACAAGUAUUGUAGUAUUCAAAAGAACAGUAACUAUUGUGAUUACAGUGAACAAGAGUACUAUAAAAACUCUUGCCAGGUGAAAAAUGUUGAACCUAGUGUAAACAAUUUAAAUCUGUGUAAUCAGUUUGAAAAGUUUCAAGAGAACUAUACACACACCUCAAACUUUUAUUCGUUAAAUGACAUACCGUUUGAAGCAAUUCAUCAAAUAGACCAAAACACUGAAGAUACAAAUGAAGAAAGUGAUAUUAUAGUUGAAGAAUCAGAUGAUGAUGUCACAGACUUUAGUGAAGAUCAUGAAAAUAUAAGUAAUAAGUGCAUUAUUUGUAAUUUGGGUUAUGCACCAAUGGGUAGGCAAUUUUAUUUUUUGACUAUGAAAUCUCCUUUAGCCAUGACUACUCAAAAACCAGUGUAUAAUAAAAUAAUAAGUAUUGUGGGAAAGAUAAGAACCAAAAAAGAUUAUAUUUGUAGUGAGUGUUUAGGGUUAUUAAAUACUAUAGAUCAUUUGACUGUUAAGUUAAAUAAUUUUAAACAAGAAAUUUUAAGUAAAUUUCAAAAAACUUGUGAGAGUAAUAAUAUUGGAAAUGUCAAAAAACGAAAAAAUAAGUUGUUAAAAAUGCCAAGAUUUAAAUGCAAGACAUGUAAAAAAAUCGUUUGUAUAAAACAAUUCUUAAAUUAUCAUUUAAAAAGGCACAAAUUAAGCAAUACCUAUUUAUGUGAGUUAUGUGGCUUAUCUUUUCAAAAAUACAUUUUAUUCAAAAGGCAUAAAUUAUCUCAUAAAACCAAGUAUAAACCUGUUAAAAGGUCAAUAAUUGCUCAUAAAUGUACCAAUUGUAAAAAGAAUUUUAAAACUAAAACAAACUUUACCGAACAUCAAAAUUUCUGCUUGGGUAUUCUCCCUUUUAAUUGCACUGAUAAAUUGUGUGAUAAAAAAUUCGCAUCAUCUACAAAAUUAAAAAAUCACAUUAAAUUAAAACAUGAAAAGAAAUUUAUUGCAAUUUGCUCAAUUUGUAAUAUAGGUUUUAUUAAGUUGUCUGAUUAUAAAUCUCAUAAAAUAACUCACAGUGCAGAUAAAAAAUUCUCUUGUGAAAAAUGUGGCAAAAAUUAUAAAACUUUAAGUAAUCUUAAUUUUCACAUGAAAGUGCACAGUGACAAACUACCUUUUAUCUGUGAAUUAUGCGAUAAAGGUUUCUUAAGAAAGGAUUACCUUGAGGCUCACAUAAACAACCAUAAUGGUGUUAAAAAUUACAAUUGCAACGUAUGCAGUAAAAAAUUCGUUUCUCAGAAAAAUUUGGACGCGCAUUUAAAAUAUCAUGAUGGCACAGUAAAAAUAUAUAAAUGUAAUAUUUGCGGAAAGUCAAUGAGCAGUGGUUUUGAGGAACACUUAAGAACACAUAGUAAUGUAAGGGAAUUUGAGUGCACAAGCUGUGAUAUGAAAUUUAAGACUAAAGGAUCUCUAUCCAAACAUGUUAAAAUUAAACAUGAAAAGGAUAUUAAAGUCGUUUAACAAUU
Brassicogethes aeneus is the source of this 2132-nucleotide messenger RNA. NCBI's taxonomy places the organism in Eukaryota, Metazoa, Arthropoda, Insecta, Coleoptera, Nitidulidae. The record is from the annotation of a GenBank genome assembly.